Bradysia coprophila is the source of this 948-nucleotide messenger RNA. RefSeq names its product CDAN1-interacting nuclease 1. The record is from RefSeq and is a predicted model, not a curated record. NCBI's taxonomy places the organism in Eukaryota, Metazoa, Arthropoda, Insecta, Diptera, Sciaridae.
CAAACAUUUUUUUAUGUUUACUGUUUACCUAGUCAGUCGUAGUCGCUUCACAAAACAUAACAUGGUGAUUUUGAGCACAAAAAUCUACAAUGAAGUGGUUGAAUUUAUUCGAAACCACAACGGACUACCGGUAGAUGAAGAAGACGAUCUACGAAAGAGAUUUCCCAAUGUUUGCUUGGCUACAUUGUCAUCAAUAUUGUCUCGAGAAUGGCAGGAAAAGGUGAAAGCGAGACACUCAUUUAUAAAGGAUAGAACGAAAAAAAUUAUUCAGGAAUAUAAGACACAUACCAGUAGAGCUCAUCAACACGAUAUUCUAUUGAGAAUUGCUAUAAGAGAACGCUUCCCUCCAUACGGCCUCUGUCGGUUGAUAUUGAACGAGUACAAUUUUCCACAGCUGUCCACCCCACUGACUAAAUCUGAACUGAACGAAAUGCUGCGAAAUCCGACUCUCAUUCCGGACAGUUUAUUAGCGGUCAAUGUUAGCACCUGUCUUUACAAUGAUAUUCGUGACGGACCCAUACCAGAUGCAAUUCGGCAAUCGAUUGGAGAAGAAUAUGAACAUAAACUGAAACUGCUGGCCAAAGACGCUGGGUUACAUUUUUUCGAUGAGGAAGACCUACGACGUAUUGGCUUCGACAAGACACCCGAUCUGAAAUUGGCCGUACCUUGCUUGUAUAAAGGUACUGUGAUACAUUGGAUAGAAAGUAAGGCAUCGUUUGGAGACAUGGAAUCACAUAAGAAAUACGUCAGAGAUCAAUUGAUUAGCUACGGAAACAGAUUCGGUGCAGGAAUUGUUAUCUAUUGGUUCGGCUUCUUGGAUCAGAUACUCGACUACAAGGACAAUGGGAACAAUAUUCACAUCUUAGACACUUUUCCAAAUAAAUCUGAUCUGGUUCUUCUGUGCUCCGAUGAAACAUCAGAAUAAUAAAUCGCCGGUGCUAAAACGUG